UGCAUGCAUGCGCGCUCACGAGCAAUUGCGCACCCUAGAAGCUUCGAAAUUUUUUUUGUCAGGUGGUGGAGCCGAUGCAAGUCGAGUUUAUGAACAUGAAGGAAGCUCGUGAAAAGCCUACGGAAGAUAUGCAAGCUUUGGUUGACUUUUCUGAUGAAGAAGGUUACGGCAAGUACUUGGAUCUUCACGAACCUUAUGAUAAAUAUAUUAACAUCAAGGGAAUCGAGAGAAUAGACUAUCUUGCGUAUUUGGAAACAUUCGACCGCUUGUUCGACAUUCCCAAAGAGAAGAAAACACACGAAUACAAAAGAUACAUCAUCGUUCUCCUUGAUUACCUUUACUACUAUUGUCAACGUGUCCAACCGCUGGUCGAUCUUGAUAAGGAAAUGGAGGAAACCCAAGAAGAAUUUGAUAGAAACUGGGCGCAAGGAUGAUUUCCAGGAUGGCCCAAAGAUACCGGAAGUGCUUUGGCGCAAUCUGGGGCACAUCUUGAUCUGUGUGGUUUCUCAUCUGCUGAGCUUUGGUUGACUUUUCUGAUGAAGAAGGUUACGGCAAGUACUUGGAUCUUCACGAACCUUAUGAUAAAUAUAUGAACAUCAAGGGAAUCGAGUGACUACAUAACCAGUUACCAUCACGAGACGUGAACGCCACUUCAGAGUUCUGGGAAUUAUUAUUGAACUUUGAGUGUUUCCUACCAUUACAUUCUUUAAUGACGUAUCUGUUGAAAGUUAAUUAUACACAAAAUUUUGCAUUAGUAACGUUGGAAAAUAAAAUCAAUGAACUACAUUGUUUUCAAACAUUUUUUCUCAAAGUUUCUUCUCACAUUCAAAAUCAUUGAAAUGAAUAUAACUAAAACACAAACUCCGACGAGAAGGACAUCUUGGUUAGGAAUAUUAUUUUGUUUUUUAAAAUGUAUUAAUUUUAUUUCAUUGCGUUGUUGCGAUUUUUGGGUCGAAAUUUUCGUGUGUUUGUCGCCCUAUUUCUUCGGCGUCUAUAUCGUAUGCUUUUCACAUGCACUAUGG
Molecule: messenger RNA, 1022 nt
Organism: Xenia sp. Carnegie-2017
Lineage: Eukaryota; Metazoa; Cnidaria; Anthozoa; Malacalcyonacea; Xeniidae
Product: splicing factor 3A subunit 3-like
Exons: 8
Coding region: 75-434 (119 amino acids)
Source: RefSeq, a predicted model, not a curated record